AUGGCUAGUGUUACUGAAGAAAAUUCUACAGUUGAAUCUGAUAGUUUAGUGCCCCGUGGAUCUAGUACGGAAAAUCCUGAUGUACAAAAUGAAAAUGUGGACAUUAAUGCUCAAAUUGAUGAACAACGUCAAAGAAUGCAACCCACUAAAAUGGAAUCUUUUUUUGCUAUAACAAAGUCGCUAAUUAUUAGAGCUCUGGUAGUUUAUUUUAUUACAUCAAUGUUUCGGCAACCAUCAUCACCAAAAACUGAUGUUAACAGUUCUUCAGGUGUACCACGGAUACCUGCAAUUAAUAUGUUUGAAAACGGAACAGUUUUAGAUAUGUUUGCCUACUUAUCAGAGGACGAGUACUUAGAUAAUUUUGAUCAUUCACAGUUAAUAUGGAAACAGACAGGUCUUGUUUAUGGUGAUUGGCUCGGUGGGCCCAACAAUGAUGGCACCUACUUUCACUCUACUAGUAUUGUACCUUCACAGUCCUUAAAGAACAAUGGCUCUAUUUACCUGCAUGUUUAUGUCACCCCAACAGGAAAAUCACCUAAUCCCAAAGAUAAAACAAACUUUGCUGGUCCAUAUAUUACAUACGGAAAGAAAAUGGUUAACAAGUACAAAAAGUUAAAGUACCUAAAAACCCACAAUCUUUUAACUGGACAAAGUGAAAAGUCUGAAGAGGAAUUAAAAAAGGCUGAAACUAUGAAGGAGGAGAUAAUAUCUCAUUGGCAUCCAAAUUUAACCAUAAAUUUAGUGACAGAUCAGACUAAUUGGCUGCAAGGUAGUGUCCCUCCACCGUUAGAUGAAUUUAUUUACUUUUUACCUGAUGGCAAAAAGUAUAAACCAGCUGUUUUUUUAAAUGAUUACUGGAAUAUGAUGCGAGAUUAUGUUCCUUUAAAUAAAACAGUUGAAACUCUGGAACUUCAGCUAACAUUUCAACCAUUAAGCCUAUUUAAGUGGCAACUAUAUACUGCUCAAGUGAUGAGGGAUAAAUUGAGUAUGUUUUCGGCACUAGGUGCUGAAGAGCAAGAUGAAGAGCAGGAUACAGUAAAAGAACUGCUUUUGGACACCUCUCCAUAUUUACUAGCCUUAACAAUAUCAGUAUCUGUUCUCCAUUCAAUUUUCGAGUUAUUAGCAUUCAAAAAUGAUAUUCAGUUUUGGAACAAUAGACAAUCAUUAGAAGGUCUUUCAGUUCGAUCUGUAUUUUUCAAUGUUUUUCAGUCAACCGUGGUGUUACUAUAUGUUCUAGAUAAUGAAACUAAUGUAAUGGUUAGAAUUUCAUGCUUCAUUGGUUUAAUGAUUGAAAUAUGGAAAAUUAAUAAGGUUAUGGAUGUGAAACUGAACCGAGAAGAUAGAAUAUUUGGUUUUCCAAAGUUGACCUUUACAGACAAAGGUUCUUAUGUAGAAUCAAGCACAAAACAAUAUGACAUGCUGGCUUUUAGAUAUCUCAGUUGGGCUUGCUUCCCCUUGCUUGUGGGAUAUGGAAUUUAUUCCUUGCUAUAUCUAGAACAUAAAGGCUGGUAUUCUUUCAUUCUCAACAUGAUGUAUGGCUAUUUAUUGACAUUUGGAUUUAUCAUGAUGACACCACAACUUUUCAUCAAUUAUAAGCUUAAAUCCGUAGCUCAUUUACCAUGGCGUAUGAUGACUUAUAAAUUUUUGAACACAUUCAUUGAUGACAUAUUUGCUUUUGUUAUUAAGAUGCCAACAAUGUACCGCUUAGGAUGUUUCCGAGACGAUAUUGUCUUCUUCAUUUUCCUAUACCAGCGAUGGAUCUACAAAGUUGAUCAUAAACGGGUGAAUGAAUUUGGUUUCUCUGGGGAAAUGGAGCAGCAACAAAAACAGUCCACCAAUGGCAACUUAGCCAUAACUAAUCAACAGAAUGAUACUGACAAAAAGAAUGAUUAA
This is a messenger RNA of Leptosia nina, 1893 nucleotides long. Lineage: Eukaryota; Metazoa; Arthropoda; Insecta; Lepidoptera; Pieridae. The record is from the annotation of a GenBank genome assembly.